Messenger RNA from Serpula lacrymans var. lacrymans S7.9, 379 nucleotides. RefSeq lists its product as uncharacterized. Lineage: Eukaryota; Fungi; Basidiomycota; Agaricomycetes; Boletales; Serpulaceae. The record is from RefSeq and is a predicted model, not a curated record. The transcript has 4 exons. The annotation marks the transcript as partial.
GGAUGCAGCUCAAUACUAUCUAGACCUGGUCAUACCUACGCUCGUUAAAUACAAAGAUGAUCAUAUCGAUUUUCCCCGACCAGAGAGAUAUAAGUGUCUCGAACUUUUCGACUUAUAUAAAGAGGACCAACAACGUUUCUCAGCAGAGAAACAUCUUCUUGAAAGUUGUCGUCCGGCUCCAGAAAAUAUCGUUCGUCAUUUCGAGAAUUGUCGAGAUCUGUACCAAAGCAUACAAAUCCUUGGUGCAAAAUUUUCAGCGCUGAAAUUACCAGGCCCUCCUCAUGGUUCAGCGUCGCAAUUCACUACGAAAGAUGUUCCUUCCACGUCUUCACGAAAUCAGAGUCGCAGGCCUUCCUCCGUGGCGGGUAGCACGUCUACG